Rubroshorea leprosula is the source of this 1726-nucleotide messenger RNA. NCBI's taxonomy places the organism in Eukaryota, Viridiplantae, Streptophyta, Magnoliopsida, Malvales, Dipterocarpaceae. The record is from the annotation of a GenBank genome assembly.
GGUAGUUCAGAGAGACGGUGGGAUCUUCCAAAGACAGAGAAAUUAGGGUUUCAGCUGAGUCCUCACCAUGGGCGACGCUACACUUUUUGCUAAAGAAAACUUCUCCAUUGCAGAUAUUAAAAUGAAAGGGGAGAAGAAGGCAAGUGGUGCAAGGCUUGCUGAUAUAACCAACCUGCAGCAGCGGCCUAAACUGUCAAUGCAAGGUGCAAAAAUGCACCAAUCGCCUUCCUUUAACACUAAGGAGUACAUUGAAAAGCUCCAAAAGGAGAACAUGACCCUGAUGAAAGUUCUUGCAGACAGAAAUAAGGUCAUUGAAUUGAGUGGAAUUGAAUUACAGAAAAUGAGAAUCAAUUUGCAGAAGAUGCAACAACAGAACUUGCAGCUAGCCCAGGCACAUAGCCAGAUGUUAGCAGAACUUAAUGCAGGCAAGGAUAGGUUAAGAUCCCUUCAACAUGAGCUGGGAUGUAAAAAUGGCUUGCUUAAAGCAAGAAACCUAGAGGCAGAGGAGAAAGCUAAGGGUGGGAUUUUUCAGACUUCUGGACAUCGGGUUGCAACAAAGAAGCUUGACAAGCCAGGUGAACAUGAGGAGAAUAAACCUUGUAAUACCAAUAGAAGGCGACGAUCAAAAAUUGAAUCUUCAGGAUCUUCUACUGUUAAACCAAUUCAUUCAGCAACGGAGAAGGUUGGCAAGAAGAGGUUCAAAUCCCAAGAAUCAGAACCCACAGAAGAUGCAUUUGAGACAGAUGAUACUAAAUUUCCUGUUUCCCCUCCACAUGAUGGGAUGGUGUAUGAGAGAUGUCCAUCCUCAUCUGAUUCAUCAGUCCAAAAGGAACAUGAACAAGGAUGUGCCCCAGGCAUUGAAACUCAAGAUCUUAGGACAUCAGUUGGAAGGCCAUUAUGUCUUGUGGUUGAGAAAGCAGACAAUAAGAGGGUCCUUUCAAGGAGGAAAUCUACCAGGUUCCAAUCCCAAGUGCCUGAACCAACUGAAGAUGUAUUGGAGAUGGAUGAAGCUAAAUAUCAUGUUUCUCCUCUGCGUGAGGAAACGUUGCACCUUAAUGUUCCAGCAUUAUCUGCUUCAUCAGUCCAAAAAGAACAAGAACAAGGAAAUAGAGCAACAGGAGUUAAAACUCGAGAACUUAGGACAUCAGUUGGAAGGCCAUUGCAUGAUGUGGUUGAGAAGGCUGACAAUAAGAGGGUCCCUUCAAAGAGGAAAUCUACUAGAUGGCAAUCCCAAGUGCCAGAACCAACUGAAGAUGUAUUUGAGAUAGAUGACACCAAAUUUCCCAUUUCUUCUCUACAUGAGGAAAUGGUGCACGUUAAUGUUCCAGUAUCAUCUGUUUCAUCCACCCCAAAAGAAGAACAAGGAGGAAUUAAUGCCCUGGAAGGUGAAGUUCAAGAACUUAGAAGGACAUCUGUAGGAAGGCCACUGCGUAAAGCAGCUGAAAAGGUUCAGUCCUACAAGGAAAUUCCUCUUAAUGUUAAGAUGCGCCGAUCUGAGUGAGUCUAUUCUCGUCCCUUGCCCCAUCCCUGCAUUUGUUGUUAAGCAGUGUACCUUAAGUGAAGAAAAGCCCCAAUCUUCCUGCUAUUUUUGUGCAGUCCAUACAAGUUUACGGGGUUUUUUUUUUUUUCCCUUUUGCCUUAGCUACAUGCUUCUGAGUUCUAACUACUGUAUAUUGGAAGUAUUCUACUUGUAUUUGCAAAAGAACAAUAAUGUGUUAAGCUUGCC